This is a messenger RNA of Colletotrichum karsti, 3501 nucleotides long. RefSeq names its product heavy metal translocating P-type ATPase. Gene Ontology annotation, biological process: copper ion homeostasis; monoatomic cation transport. Gene Ontology annotation, molecular function: ATP binding; copper ion binding; ATP hydrolysis activity. Gene Ontology annotation, cellular component: membrane. The record is from RefSeq and is a predicted model, not a curated record. The transcript is spliced from 2 exons. Bases 1 to 3501 code for a protein of 1166 amino acids. Lineage: Eukaryota; Fungi; Ascomycota; Sordariomycetes; Glomerellales; Glomerellaceae.
AUGGCUCCUCCGGCUAUCAAAGUCCCGGGGCCGAACGAGGGUCGUCCGAGGGCGACUCUGGCCACUCCUACCGCCAUACAAUGGGCGACAACAACGCUGAAAGUCGGCGGCAUGACUUGCGGCGCGUGCACCUCUGCGGUCGAGUCGGGCUUCAAAGGCGUCGAGGGAAUUGGAAACGUCUCUGUGAGCUUGGUUAUGGAGCGCGCCGUGGUCAUGCACAACCCCGAAGCGAUCACCGCCGAGCAGAUCGCGGAGAUCAUCGAGGACCGGGGUUUCGAUGCCGAGGUCCUCUCCACUGAUCUGCCAUCACCGAUGUUCCCAGCCGAACAGAACCUAUUCGACGCCGACGACGAUGCCGGACUGCUCACCACAACGAUCGCCAUCGAGGGCAUGACGUGCGGCGCAUGUACGUCGGCUGUAGAAGGAGGAUUCAAGGACGUCCCGGGCGUGAAGAACUUCAGCAUAUCAUUGCUCUCCGAGAGGGCCGUCAUCGAGCAUGACCCGGACCUUUUGACUGCCGAGCAGAUCGCCGAGAUUAUUGAGGAUCGAGGAUUUGGCGCAGAGAUUGUGGACAGCGGAAGCUCCCAACAGGAGAAGCCCAGAGCCAGCAGUAAUCCUACCAGUACCGUGGCAACUUCCACUAUUGCGAUUGAGGGCAUGACAUGCGGGGCCUGCACGUCUGCGGUGGAAGGUGGCUUUAAGGACCUGGAUGGUGUAUUGCGCUUCAACAUCAGUCUGCUGGCCGAACGCGCCGUUAUCACCCACGACACGACGAAGCUACCCGCCGAAAAGAUUGCCGAGAUCAUCGAAGACAGAGGGUUCGGUGCCGAAGUAUUGUCAACCGCGUUCGAAACUUCCGCGCACGGCAGUUCCGCGUCCACAGCGCAGUUCAAGAUCUACGGCAACCCGGACGCCGCCCAAGCUUCAGCACUGGAGACGAAACUGAUGUCGAUUCCGGGCAUCAACACCGCCAAGUUCAGUCUGGCUUCAUCCAGACUGACGGUCACGCAUCAGCCGAAUAUUGUUGGCCUACGAGGUAUCGUCGAGGCAGUCGAGGCAGAGGGCCUCAAUGCCCUGAUUUCCGACAACGAUGACAACAACGCGCAGCUUGAGUCACUCGCCAAGACCCGAGAAAUCAAUGAGUGGCGGAGAGCUUUCAAGAUGUCCCUCUCGUUCGCCAUUCCCGUCUUUAUGAUCAGCAUGAUCAUUCCCAUGUGUUUUCCCAUUGUAGACUUCGGCAGCUGGGAACUUGUUUCCGGCGUCUUCCUCGGCGAUUUGAUCUGUUUGGCCCUUACGAUACCCGUCCAAUUCGGCAUUGGAAAGCGUUUCUACAUUUCUGGUUGGAAAUCUAUCAAACAUGGAUCUCCUACCAUGGACGUCCUCGUCAUUCUCGGCACUUCCUGUGCCUUCUUCUUCAGCUGUGCGGCUAUGCUGGUGUCGUUCCUCUUCCCGCCGCAUACCAGACCCGCCACCAUCUUCGACACCAGCACCAUGCUGAUCACUUUUGUUACUCUUGGUCGAUUUUUGGAGAACCGAGCCAAGGGCCAGACUUCCAAAGCGCUCUCCCGACUCAUGUCGCUGGCCCCUUCGAUGGCCACUAUUUACGCCGACCCGAUUGCCGCCGAGAAGGCUGCUGAGGGCUGGGAGAACGCAGCUGUUUCCGGCGAGCCGAAGACGCCCAACCGCGAUGGCCACGCGGCUGAGGAGAAAGUCAUUCCUACGGAACUCCUUCAAGUCGGAGAUGUCGUCAUCCUCCGCCCUGGCGACAAGAUUCCUGCUGACGGUGUUCUGGUCCGUGGCGAGACCUACGUCGAUGAGUCCAUGGUCACUGGUGAAGCUAUGCCAGUGCAGAAAAAGAAGGGCAGCUACUUCAUUGGUGGUACUGUCAACGGUCAUGGACGUGUCGACUUCAGGGUUACAAGAGCUGGUCGUGACACUCAGCUGAGCCAGAUUGUCAAGCUCGUCCAGGAUGCUCAAACCACUCGCGCUCCCAUUCAACGUCUCGCUGACACCAUUGCUGGCUACUUUGUCCCUGUCAUUCUCCUGCUUGGUUUCAUGACUUUCAUUGUCUGGAUGGUCCUCAGCCAUGUGCUCACGAACCCACCCAAGGUCUUUACCGAAGAAGCUAGUGGCGGUAAGUUCAUGGUGUGCCUCAAGCUGUGCAUUUCUGUCAUCGUCUUUGCCUGCCCCUGUGCUCUCGGUUUGGCUACUCCCACUGCUGUCAUGGUGGGUACUGGUAUUGGCGCAGAGAAUGGAAUCCUCGUCAAAGGCGGAGCUGCUUUGGAGACGACAACUAGAAUCACCCAGAUUGUCCUCGACAAGACUGGUACCAUCACCUACGGCAAGAUGAGCGUUGCGAAGAUGAACCUUCUUCCUGCCUGGCAAGACAGCGAAUGGAGACGCCGACUCUGGUGGCAGAUCGUUGGUCUCGCUGAGAUGGGCAGUGAGCACCCGGUUGGCAGAGCUGUUCUGGGCGCUGCGAAGACAGAACUCGGUCUCGACGAGGAAGCCACGCUCGAUGGCAGCGUCGGCGAAUUCAAGGCUGCUGUCGGCAAGGGCAUCAACGCCCUCGUUGAGCCCGCUGUCACCAACAACCGCACCCGCUACCGCGUCCUCCUCGGAAACGUCCGCUUCCUCCGCGAGAACAAUGUCAAUGUCCCGGCUGAGGCUGUCGAGGCCUCGGAGCAACUAAACGCAAAGGCCAACUCCAGCUCCAAGAACACAUCCGCAGGCACCACCAACAUCUUCGUCGCCAUCGACGGCUCCUACACCGGCCACCUCUGUCUUUCCGACACCAUCAAGGAGGGUGCCGCGGCCGCCAUCGCCGUCCUCCACCGCAUGAAGAUCAAGACCGCCAUCGUUACCGGAGACCAGCGUUCCACCGCCGUGGCCGUGGCUGCCGCCGUCGGUAUUUCCCCAGACAACGUGUGGGCCGGCGUCUCGCCCGACCAGAAGCAAGCCAUCGUCCAACAGCUUCAAGAGCAGGGCGAGGUCGUCGGCAUGGUCGGCGACGGUAUCAACGACUCCCCCGCCCUCGCCACCGCCGACGUCGGCAUCGCCAUGGCCAGCGGCACCGACGUCGCCAUGGAAGCCGCCGACGUCGUCCUCAUGCGUCCCACAGACCUCAUGGACAUCCCCGCCGCCCUCCACCUCGCCCGCUCCAUCUUCAACCGCAUCAAGCUCAACCUCGCCUGGGCCUGCCUCUACAACCUCAUCGGCCUUCCCUUCGCCAUGGGCAUCUUCCUCCCCUUCGGCUUCCACCUCCACCCCAUGGCCGCCGGCGCCGCCAUGGCCUGCUCCAGCGUCAGCGUCGUCGUCUCCUCCCUCCUCCUCAAGUUCUGGACACGCCCCAGCUACAUGGUCGACCCCUCCGCGCAGACCAAGCGCCGCGGCUUCGGCAUCGUCAACAGGAUCAAGUACGCCGUCCGUCGCCUCAGGGGCAAGCGCACGCAGGACCAGGGUUACGUGCCCUUGGCCAACAUGGCGGAUCGGGACGAGUAG